AUGCCUCGGGACGGUAAGAUAAGACCUCAUAUCAACAGACUUGAAAGUCUAUCUUUUGCAAAAAAAGGAAAAGAAAUCAAUGGACGUUCCUGCAUAGCAUUGCCUUCAACCUCACUUCACUUAACCGUAACAGGUCAUAAUGCUAUAACAGCUCGUUCUGUCACCGCUUUGAGUGUCACUUCUCUGUUCCGGGUCAUAGUGACCUCUGCCGAUCGGUCAUCGACGGAUCGGCUUUCGCUUUCUCAGGAGACACUCAAUGAUCCACGGUUCGGCCUCACACAAUGA
Messenger RNA from Loa loa (African eye worm), 285 nucleotides. RefSeq lists its product as hypothetical. Bases 1 to 285 code for a protein of 94 amino acids. The record is from RefSeq and is a predicted model, not a curated record. The transcript has a single exon. Lineage: Eukaryota; Metazoa; Nematoda; Chromadorea; Rhabditida; Onchocercidae.